This is a messenger RNA of Schistosoma bovis, 903 nucleotides long. NCBI's taxonomy places the organism in Eukaryota, Metazoa, Platyhelminthes, Trematoda, Strigeidida, Schistosomatidae. The record is from the annotation of a GenBank genome assembly.
AUGCUUUCAGAAAAACGUAUAAAAGUAAGGUAUUCAACAGACCCAAAUGGGAAUCUUUGGGCUGACGAUCCCAACAAUUUUGGCAGAAAAAUGCUAGAAAAAUAUGGUUGGUCUCCUGGAAAGGGUUUAGGAAAAAACAACAACGGUAUUAAAGCCCCUAUAAAGGCUUCCAUACAGAAAGGCACACGGGGGUUGGGUAUGAAGUCGGACUUUUGUUUGGGUAUCCGGCAGAUUAAUGAAUACGCAAGUCUUCUGCGUAAGCUUAACAACGCCCACAGUAGUUCUGACAAAACAAAUGCAAUCAGUGAAUGUUUACCAACGAGUUGGAGGAAAGGUAUGAAGACUUUAAGGUCAAAGGAUGCAUCUAAGUAUGAUCAGCAAGAUCUAUCCAUUGUUCUUGGACAUACUCAGUCAUUUUUGGAAGAAAAAAUAGCCUCGCCAAAUGCUCCUGCAAAGGAAUCUGGUUUUCAAAUUCCUAGUGUGAUAAGUCCAAUGUCUGUCUCCGAAUAUUUUGCCAAAGCAAAGAAACACAGACUCCAAAGCGAGCCACAAACUUGUGAUUUGGUUGAUGUCAAGUCAGCCAAGUCAAUUGAAAUUAUCGUCCCGGUUGAUCAACACGUUACAUCAAACUCUGUUUCAGUAAAGAUCAAUGAUAGCGAAGGGUUCGAAUGUAGGAAAAUUGAAGAGAUAUCAAACCAUGAAGACGUCGAACUGAUCAUACCACCAAUAGAUCCUGAUAAAAAAAUAAGGCGUGUGGAAACUGUAAAUGCAGGAGAAAGUGAUUCAUUUCUGGCUCACAGAGCAAAUCCUCAGGAGAUUACUGUUGGACCUCCAUACAUCCCACCACCAUUAAAUUUAGUUUUAUACUCUAUUAAGUGUCGAAUAUGGAGCAUAACCACCUAG